AAAGGUAAAGGUCGGGACCAACUUUGUUCGAUCAUUUUUCUUUCAUGUUGGUGAAAUCAGCUGCUGUCCAAAUACUUUUGUAUCAAUGAGGAUCAUGUGUUUUGUUUUGCCAUGUCUAGCGCAGGUGCUCGGAUGUAUAUUUAGUUCUCUGAGUGCUGGUGGAGGAUGCCAGUGGGAGUAGACUCAGGACACCAGUGGACUAUAAAGCCUGUUCACUUCCAGGAGUAGAGCACACGCUCUCGAUCUCUCUUUCUUCUUUCCCUUUCAUCAUAGCCCUCGCUGCUUACUCGAGAAACAUGUCAAAGAACCUACACUCGAUCACGGACCCCACGAAGAUGGGGCUGGGAUGCUCUAUUGCCGUGCUGACAUCUGGAGGCGACGCUCAAGGUAUGAAUGCUGCUGUAAGAGCAACAGUCAGAGUAGGUAUCUACACUGGAGCCAAAGUCUACUUUGUUCAUGAGGGGUACCAGGGCCUGGUGGAUGGAGGAGAAAACAUUCGGCCUGCCACGUGGGAGAGUGUUUCCAUGAUGCUUCAGCUGGGGGGAACAGUCAUAGGUAGUGCACGCUGCAAAGACUUCAGAGCCAGGGAGGGCCGCAUGAAAGCGGCCUGCAACCUGGUGAAGCUCGGAAUUACCAACCUGUGUGUCAUCGGAGGCGACGGCAGCCUGACCGGAGCCAAUGAGUUCAGGACAGAGUGGAGCGGACUGCUGGCUGACCUGCUCCGAGCUGGUAAGAUUACAGAUGAAGAAGCCAAAACCUCCUCCCACCUAAACAUCGUGGGCAUGGUGGGCUCUAUCGAUAACGACUUCUGCGGUACCGACAUGACCAUUGGUACAGACUCUGCCCUACACCGCAUCAUUGAGGUGGUGGACGCCAUCACCACAACUGCACAGAGCCACCAGAGGACCUUCAUCCUCGAAGUGAUGGGCAGACACUGUGGGUACCUGGCGCUGGUGUCUGCUCUGGCCUGUGGCGCAGACUGGGUCUUCAUUCCAGAGAUGCCACCUGACAAUGGCUGGGAGGAACACUUGUGUAGGAGGCUGGCAGAUCAACGGGCCAGAGGUUCUCGUCUAAAUGUGAUCAUUGUCGCUGAGGGUGCUAUGUCCAGAGAAGGCAAACCCAUUUCAUCGGACAACAUUAAGAAGCUGGUAACUGACAGACUUGGCUUUGAUACGCGCACCACCGUCCUUGGACACGUACAGAGGGGAGGGACGCCCUCUGCCUUCGACAGAAUCUUGGGCAGCAGAAUGGGCGUUGAGGCGGUGAUGGCUCUACUGGAGGCCACACCGGACACCCCGGCCUGUGUGGUCAGCCUGUCUGGCAACCAGGCAGUUAGGCUGCCACUCAUGGAGUGUGUGCAAGUGACGAAAGAUGUGACUGCUGCCAUGGCUGAGGGCAGAUACGAGGAUGCUAUCAAGCUCAGAGGAAAGAGCUUUGAGAACAACUGGAACACAUACAAGCUGCUGGCCCACAUUAACCCCCCAGAUGUUAAAAGCAACAUCAACGUGGCCAUCAUAAAUAUCGGCGCCCCCUGUGCUGGCAUGAAUGCAGCCGUGCGUUCAGCGGUCAGGAUGGGCAUCAUCCAGGGUCACAACAUGCUAGCUGUCCACGACGGCUUUGACGGCCUCGCACAUGGACAGAUUGAGCCUAUCAACUGGACUUCAGUGAGUGGCUGGACUGGAUUGGGAGGCUCAAUGUUGGGCACUAAGAGAACGCUUCCAGGUAAGCUGAUGGAGGAAAUCAGUCAGAACAUUGCAAAGUUCAACAUCCACGCCUUGGUGAUCGUCGGCGGCUUUGAGGCCUACGUGGGAGGCCUGGAGAUAGUUCAGGCCCGAGAGAAGUAUGAGGAGGUGUGCAUCCCUAUGGUUGUGAUCCCCGCCACAGUCUCCAACAACGUCCCUGGCUCCGACUUCAGCAUCGGUGCUGACACCGCUCUAAACACGAUCACCUCCACAUGCGACAGAAUCAAGCAGUCUGCCGCAGGCACCAAACGUCGUGUGUUCCUUGUCGAGACGAUGGGUGGCUACUGCGGCUACCUAGCCACCAUGGCAGGGCUUGCGGCCGGGGCAGACGCUGCCUACAUAUUUGAGGAGAAAUUCAAUAUUAAAGACCUGGAGGGGAAUGUUGAGCAUCUUCUGGAGAAGAUGAAGACGACUGUGAAGAGAGGCUUGGUUCUCAGCUCCGCUCUACCUUUGGGGCCGCCGGGAGUCAGCCAGAGGUCGGACAAACCAUCGAUUGCCACCAAGUGCUGCGUGUGGAGGGCCGUGCUGUGGGUCGCAGAAGACGGUUCUGUUGUUGGUCUUCUUCCAGAUUGCACUCUCCUAGAUCUAGAUCAUAGGGUGAUUGAUUUGUGGAGACCACUGUUGAACCCAGCACACGACCACAACCUGACCCCCUAUUAAUAAUAUCUUUGGAAAGAGAGAGACAGUCGAGAGGUUACAAGUUGCUUCACGUCUCUGCCCUUCUCUGAGACACAUAUCCGAAAGCAAUGCCUAAUUAAACUGAAAAAAAUGAUGGCUUGAGCAAAAAAGAAAGACCUAUUCACAGUUAUCUCAUCUUGUCUCAUCUUGUCCUUGAGAGAAAAGGGAGGUUUGUACAGCCACCGAGACAGUAUGACAGAAUGGACCAAGAAACAUUUUAGCAAAAAAGUCACCUAAGAACAAAGAACUAUUGACGUAAACUAUGGGACAGUACAAUAAAAGAGUAUAUAGACUAUAUUUUGUCAUUUUGCCAAAACACGCUGUUACACGCCACCCCACCAGGCCCUUCCUCUUAAAACCAAACACUACAGUACAUUACAUACAGUAUUUUCUGUUCAUACAGUAUAUGCAUGCAAUUUCUUUGUGUUCAAAUACAUUUACAAUUUGUUUUGUUUUUUUAAAUGUACUUUAGUAGGUUUAAGUGAGUUUUGUGAACAUUUGUGUUUAAAGUGUGUGCGAAGGGUAGAACUAUUUUGAAAAAGUUUUUUAUAUGGUCUCUAUCGCAGCUUUUCAACUGUUGCGAGUAAGUCUGGAACAUAUCCCCUGCGGUAAAUGGUACUGUAUUAAAUAAAAUAAAAUAAAUAUCAAGCAAAUUUCUAAAUAAUGUAACUGAACAGUGGUACCAGAAACACGGUGUAGCGAGUAUGCCCUGACGGAACAAAUGGCACCCAGGAACCCCCAAUCUCUGCCGCCCUGCUGAGCCAGUCUGUGUAGACAAGACAUCUAAGAAAAGCCUGAUCGACUUAUCAGCUAAAGACACAAAGAACCUGGUUUCUCACCCGGCCAUUAAAUUAAUUAGCAGCCAGUCUGAAGAAUCUCAUCAACAAAGUAGAGAUACAGGGAACCUGGUUUCUCACCCGGACGCUAAAUUAAUUAUCAGCAAGUCUGAAGAAUUGCAUCAACAAAGUAGAGAUACAAGGAUCCUGGUCUUUCACCUGGGCGCUAACCCAAUUAACAUUCAGCCCCCCCAGCCAGUCUGAAGGAUCUUAACAACAAGGACCUUUUUCUGCGAACUGACUUGAUGACCAAGAAUUUGAGAAACCCGCUUUUUAAGUGGGACUGUUCAAAACAGUUUGACAACAAUGGAAUCAAUAUUCGCCGUGUUUUUUACAAGAUUCAAAUUCAGCAACGAACUAUGUUCUUUUGAUAUAGAAAAAAAAAAUUGCAUGCAGGGCGCUGCCAAGCCCUCUGGGACAAUUGAUGGCGCACAAAGCGACACCCCUAUGCGGUGGAGAGUUACUGCACUCUACGAUUGAGAGACCGAAUGUGAAUGUUGUGACAUUUUAAGAACCUGGCACGAAUGCUCCCAGUGUACCACCACACCAAUGUUACUAGUGAUUGUAUUUCUUCCAAUUUGAAUGUCUGAUAUCAAAUCUGUUUGUCAACUGAACCGGUUGAGACAUUUCACCCCACACAAUACAAAUGCCACAUUGCAAAUACUAAAUGAUCUCAGCACCCAAAUAAAAUUGAAACGCUCAUUACAUGAAUUAAACAGGGUGUGCGUGACAAUGCAAAGCUGGGAACCAGUUUCCUUAUCUUAGAUCCAAUAAUGAAUCUUUUAUUCCCACUGGUUUAAAACCACAAAAGUAGUACUAAGAAGUGCGGUCUAUCUCCCUUUUGGUCCCCGGGGGG
Phyllopteryx taeniolatus (common seadragon) is the source of this 4112-nucleotide messenger RNA. Its product is annotated as ATP-dependent 6-phosphofructokinase, muscle type-like. Gene Ontology annotation, molecular function: ATP binding; monosaccharide binding; fructose-6-phosphate binding. Gene Ontology annotation, cellular component: cytoplasm; membrane; 6-phosphofructokinase complex. The record is from RefSeq and is a predicted model, not a curated record. The transcript is spliced from 20 exons. Gene Ontology annotation, biological process: fructose 6-phosphate metabolic process; canonical glycolysis; fructose 1,6-bisphosphate metabolic process. Bases 297 to 2402 code for a protein of 701 amino acids. NCBI's taxonomy places the organism in Eukaryota, Metazoa, Chordata, Actinopteri, Syngnathiformes, Syngnathidae.